AAGUUAAGGGCUGCUAAUGUGAUAAAACUGUCAUUUUUAAGGAAUGCAGGAAUGAUUGUACCAUUGUUAAUAGCGCCUUCUAGUGGUUGUCUCAGUCUCCUUUCAGAGAAUAAUCAGGACACAUCCAACUUUAGAAUAUUUCAGAAAGUCUUUGCAAGGGAGAAAACUUUGCACUAAAGUCUGCACGAAACUAUGCGCCAUAUAAAGCGCAUAUUAUGAUGCCAGUGCGGCACACUCGACAGUAAUCAGGCGUUGGUGCUGCAUGUUUGCAGGGGAGACAUGCAGUGAGACAUGUCUGGAACAACACAUCCUUCGCGGAGCUUUGCACUUUGCUGCCUCUCUGAAGCCAGCAGCAGAACCUGUUUCCUCUGCGCAAAUGGAAGCAACAGGUGCUGCGGAGUUUGAUGACUUGCACACGAUCUCAGAACAACAGAGGGGAGAAACGAGAUGAAAAGUAAUGCAAGCAUUUCAAUGAUGCAGUUUCCACACACCAGAAACGUUCAUUAAUAAUCUCAAAUAAUUCCCUUUUUGCGAAAUAUUAAACUGCACUUUUCCUUUCAUUUACAGGAAAUAUUCCACUUAGGACGUGACAAAAUGAGGUCUGACGCAUAUAGCUGCAGUUACAGGGGAUUUUCGAUCAUAACUCAUAACAGAAAAUAGGUUUUCACUGAGCCAAAAAGCAGAUCUAUUUUUCACUUUCACAUUUGUGCGCAAAAGUAAGAGUCGAGCUCUCUUACUGCCUCUGAUCUGGUUUAGAUGUAUUUUUCUGUAAUGCAUGCUGAAGAUCUGUUUGGAGAAGUUCUCCAGCUCUUUGUGGCGUCGGUUCAGCCUUUAGGGUGAAACUGUGAUCCUCCUCCUGCUGCUGGAAGAAAAAACUGCCUGGCCGUCUUCCAGGCCUGGAACAAGUGCGCCUCCCUCUCCUGCUGCUGGGAGUAUUCAUGGUCCGGGGUUGGGGCACGGCUGUUUUAAAAAGGCAAGGCAGGUCUCCAGUUGAUCAGUCUGCUCAGAAAACUGGUGCUGGAGAAAGUCUGCAGAAGUCCAACAGAAGGGGACAGAAGUUCAGAUUUUUCUGCUUGUUUUUCUUCCUGCAGAGGACUUUAGAUCCACAAAAAUAGCACAUUUAAAUAUUUGAAAUUAAACUGAUCCCACAGAGAGAAAUCCUGCUGGUAAUGUGGGUUUUUAUUAGAUAGCUGCACUCCUGGAUAAAGACUCUUGGCUUUAACUGUAAAAAUCGGAUUAUCUGACUGAGACAUUGUGUUCAUUAGACCAGGAGCAGUUUUUUCCCUCUCCUCCUGGUGUUUCAGGGUUUUCUGCUGCAACCUGAAGAGACUCCAACGAUGUUUCUGAGCUGCUGUCUCCUGGUCACAUUCAUCCUGGGACUCUCCCGGUGCUCGGGCUCCUACGUUCCCUGCGAACCGUGCGAUGAGAAGGCGCUGUCCAUGUGUCCUCCGGUGCCGGUCGGAUGCCAGCUGGUGAAGGAGCCGGGCUGCGGCUGCUGCCUGACCUGCGCCCUGGCCGAGGGGCAGGCGUGCGGCGUCUACACGGGGACGUGCACCAAGGGCCUCCGCUGCCUGCCCAGGAGCGGGGAGGAGAAGCCCCUGUACGCCCUGCUCCACGGCAGGGGAGUGUGCACCAACGAGAAGGGCUACAAGCCUGCCGCCGCGCCCGGAGAUCGGGAGACCCGGGUGGACAUGGAUGCCAUGACUCCGGACGUUACGGGGGUGAUGCAGUCAGCCAAAGUGCCGCUCACCUCCAAAGACAUUGUGAACAGUAAAAAAGUGAUUGCAGUGCGCAAAGAGCAGAAGAGGAAGCUUGGCAAGCAGCGCUCCUUUGCCCCCAGCAUGGAUUACUCCCCGUUGGAAAUCGACAAGCACGAGCCUGAAUUUGGUCCCUGUCGGAGAAAAUUGGAUGGGAUCAUCCAGGGAAUGAAGGACACUUCUCGAGUUAUGGCUCUCUCUCUGUACCUUCCCAACUGUGACAGAAAAGGAUUCUUCAAACGCAAACAGUGCAAGCCGUCUCGUGGCCGCAAGCGGGGCAUCUGCUGGUGCGUGGACAAGUACGGCGUCCAGCUGCCGGGGACAGACUACAGCGGGGGGGACAUUCAGUGCAAAGACCUGGACAGCAGCAUCAAUGAGUGAAACCGAGGAGGGGGCAGGAGGAGGGCCAUCCUCAUCCCCCGUCCACUUCCCUCCCCCACCCUCUCCCCUGUAAC
Molecule: messenger RNA, 2212 nt
Organism: Girardinichthys multiradiatus
Lineage: Eukaryota; Metazoa; Chordata; Actinopteri; Cyprinodontiformes; Goodeidae
Product: insulin-like growth factor-binding protein 5
Exons: 4
Coding region: 1338-2138 (266 amino acids)
Biological process (GO): regulation of insulin-like growth factor receptor signaling pathway
Cellular component (GO): extracellular region
Molecular function (GO): insulin-like growth factor II binding; insulin-like growth factor I binding; fibronectin binding
Source: RefSeq, a predicted model, not a curated record